AUGAAGGUCCUCCUCCUCGCCGGCGAUUUCAUCGAGGACUACGAGCUGUACGCUCCCCUCCAGGCCCUCGAGAUGCUGGGCCUCGACGUCCACAUUGUCUGCCCCGACAAGAAGCCCGGAGAGAUGAUCCAGACCGCCCUGCACAUCCUCGAGCCCGGACGUCAGACCUACUCGGAGCGCCCCGGCCACCCCUUUGACAUCACCCACGACUGGGACGAGUGCGCUGCCAACCUGGGCCAGUACGCCGGCCUCAUUGUCCCCGGCGGCCGCUUCCCCGAGUACCAGAGGUACGACAAGCGCGUCCUCGACGUCAUCCGUUACUUUGUCGAGAAGGACCUGCCCCUCGCCGCUCUGUGCCACGGCCUCCAGCUCCUCGCCGCUGCCGACGUCCUCAAGGGCCGCUCGUGCUCUGCCUUCCCCAUGUGCAAGCUCGAUGUCGAGGCUGCCGGAGGCAAGUACAUCGACUUUGAGGCCUUCUCGAAGAACGUCCACGUCGACGGCAACAUUGUCUCGGCCCCCGCCUACCCCGCGAUUGGCGUCUGGCUCGGCGCGUUCAUCAAGCUGCUGGGCAUCAAGGUGCAGGUCCCGUAG
Molecule: messenger RNA, 591 nt
Organism: Apiotrichum porosum
Lineage: Eukaryota; Fungi; Basidiomycota; Tremellomycetes; Trichosporonales; Trichosporonaceae
Exons: 3
Coding region: 1-591 (196 amino acids)
Source: RefSeq, a predicted model, not a curated record